Messenger RNA from Alligator sinensis (Chinese alligator), 870 nucleotides. Its product is annotated as protein FAM83D-like. Gene Ontology annotation, biological process: regulation of TOR signaling; positive regulation of cell cycle G1/S phase transition; protein localization to mitotic spindle. Lineage: Eukaryota; Metazoa; Chordata; Crocodylia; Alligatoridae. The record is from RefSeq and is a predicted model, not a curated record. The transcript has 5 exons. The coding region runs from base 1 to 636 and encodes 211 amino acids. Gene Ontology annotation, cellular component: mitotic spindle pole; cytosol.
AUGCCACCAGCAGCGGUGGCCGUGGCCAGUGGCGAUUGUGGACUGUCCACAGACAGCGUUGGCAGCAAGGGGUGGGGGCUGCCCCGCUACGGCGCCGAGCUGUACGGCUGCAAGGAGGCGGUGCGCAGGGAGAUCCACUCCGCCAGGGAGGUUAUUGCCCUGGUGAUGGAUUCCUUCACAGACAUGGAUAUCUUUAAAGACCUUCAAGAAGCCUGUAGCAAGAGGCAUGUUAAAGUGUACAUACUUCUGGAUCAGGCUUCAUUUCCCCACUUUCUGAAAAUGUGCAGCAAUUUGGGAGUUAAUAUUGAAGAGCAAAAGCUGAUGAGGGUCCGAAACAUAAAUGGAAACACGUAUUAUACAAGGUCAGGAGCCAAAAUUGUUGGGAAGGUCCAUGAAAAGUUCAUGUUGGUUGAUGGCAUAAGGGUGACAACAGGUUCCUACAGUUUCACAUGGACUGAUGGGAAACUAAACAGCAGCAACAUCAUAAUUCUAUCAGGCCCAGCAGUUGAACACUUUGACCUGGAAUUCCAGAUCCUUUAUGCGGAGUCAAAGCCCAUCAACCCCUGGCUGUUGUCCUGCAGCCAAGAGCGUGAAAUGGCUAAUCAGCUGAUCAAACCAUGGAUAUCAAAGACUUGAUGAGGAAAAGCUACUUGCAAAUGGAUUUUUCAACUUCAAAGCAUUUGUCAGGAGACAUAAGAAGGAAACAGUCAGCUGUAUUCUUCUGGGGAAGCAAGGCAUAUGUCAAAUAUUGACACAAGAGCUUCUUCACCAUUGACUCAGAAUGACCGUGGGGUCAUGAAGCUACAUUGGAGCAAAGGGAGAUAAACUGUAGCUGUACUUGGACUGAAACCUGAGAACAACCUCUGGUGA